Asterias rubens (European starfish) is the source of this 3520-nucleotide messenger RNA. RefSeq names its product protein HGV2-like. Gene Ontology annotation, biological process: DNA replication-dependent chromatin assembly; CENP-A containing chromatin assembly. Gene Ontology annotation, molecular function: histone binding. Gene Ontology annotation, cellular component: nucleoplasm. The transcript has 15 exons. The coding region runs from base 97 to 1938 and encodes 613 amino acids. The record is from RefSeq and is a predicted model, not a curated record. NCBI's taxonomy places the organism in Eukaryota, Metazoa, Echinodermata, Asteroidea, Forcipulatida, Asteriidae.
AUUUAUUUUUGCAGUAGCGCUGCUGAAGAACGCUGCGUGUCUCCACUGUCUCUAGUUGAAUCUCUACGUUUUCUCCGGGGAAAAACACCUUUCGAGAUGUCCGAAGCAGGAGCAAGUACCUCCAAAGGGGAAGUUAGUUCUGAUGUAGACGUAGAGGCAGCUACCCUCCUUUCCCAAGGUCGGCGCAAUCUUUUGGUUGGAGAUGCACCCAGUGCUGUGCAAUGUCUGGAAGAAGCUGCUGCUUUGCUAGGGUCCAAGUAUGGGGAGCUCGCCAACGAGUGUGGUGAGACGUACUACUUCUACGGCUGGGCCCUGUUGGAGUUGUCCCGCAUGGAGACAGGGGUCCUGGGUAACGCACUGGAUGGUGUGCCCGAUGAGGAACAGGGAGACUCCGACGGAGAAGCUGAAAAUGUUGAAAACCCUGACAAAGUACCACUAGAAGAGAAGGAAAGGGAACAAAUUUUCCACGAUGUUCAGGAGGCUCUUGAGUCCAAAGACGAGUCCAAAGAUAAGAAAAAUGACAAGGAAGGGAACAAAGAAAGCGCAUCCGAGAAAGAAGACGAUAUGAUGGAAUCCGGCAAAGAAGCCACGGAUAAAGAGGAAGAUACAGAUGACAUCGCUGAUAAAAAUGACGCCACCGAGAAAAAAAUCGUCAUCGAGAAAAAGGACGCAACCGAUAAAAAGGACGUCACCGAUAAAACGGACGUCACCGAUAAAACGGACGUCACCGAUAAAACGGACGUCACCGAUAAAACGGACGUCACUGAUAACAAGGACGUCACCGAUAAAAAGGACGUCGAGAAGGAGCAGAAAAAUGAUGACGAGGAGGUCCAAAUGGAUGUGGACGGGGAGGCUAAGAAAGACGAGACCAAAGACAGUGAUGGAAAAGAUGCUAAGAAAGACAAGAAACAGGGAAAAGAUGAGGGAGCAGGACCGAGCGAGGAGAAGGCAGAAGGAGGGGAAGGAGAUGAGGAGGAGGAGGAAGAUGAAGGGGAAGAUGACGGAGAUGAAGAUAAAGCCGAAGGGGGUGAAGAAACCAAAGAGGAGGAGGUGUCGAAUUUCCAGUUGAGUUGGGAGAUGCUGGAGCUUGCAAGAGUAAUAUUUUCAAAGCAAGACAAAGACAACAAAGAGUUCAAACUCAAGGUUGCGCAGGUUUACCUGAAGCUCGGGGAGUUGGGUCUUGAGACCGGUCAGUACGGUCAGAGCAUCGAGGACUUCACCCAGUGCUUGACCAGACAAAAAGAGCAACUCGAAGCGGACAGCAGAUUACUGGCUGAAACAUACUAUAACUUGGCGUUGGCGUACUCGUUCGACCAGAAGUUUGACAAGGCCAUUGAGAGCUUUGAGGAAUCCACAGUGGUGAUUAAGAACAGAAUAGCUACGCUGAAGAAGAAAGCAGACAAUCAAACAGAGAAGCCCAGUGAGGAGGAUGCGCUCCAUGACCAGAAUGAAAUGAAAGAGCUUGAGGCACUCAUUCCAGAAAUCAAAGUCAAGAUUGAAGAUGCUAAAGCAGAAAAGACUUCAGCAGAAACGGCUGCCGGACAAGCAAAGACGUCUGCCUCAUCGAAAUUUGACCUCGGAGCAUCAUCGUCUUCAUCAUCGUCUGGUUUUGCACCCUGUAGUUCCUCAACUCAAGCCAAACCUAUUGCAGUAAGAAAGGCUGCUGAUGCCAAACCAGAUGAUGUCUCACAUCUUGUACACAGAAAGAGGAAGCCAGAGGAGCAAGCUGUCGAGGAGAGUGCAGGCAAGAAAAGCCGAUCCGAGGAUGGGAGUGGGGAUGCCUCUACGCCAAACGGAGUCAACGGUGUCAAUGGCUCCACAGAGAAGAUAGUCCCUAAUGGAGAUGCUAAGCAUUCACCAGAGAAACCGGAAAUCAAGGUCAAACAAGUUGAGAAGACGUCAAACGGAACGAGCGAGCCCGCCGUCAUGGAAACAUAGAUGCCAACAUAGUUUCUCUCUGAGAAGAGAGAGAAAAAAACCUCACAUUCUCCGACGACCAAAGACCUGAAAUGAUUUCAAAUCAACCACUUGUGAUACUUCCAUUUGUACAUCUUUAGAAAAAAAAAAACAACAAAAAAACUCGGAACAACUUCCACAACAUAGCGUUGUUUUCAUUAUUUAAGGUUUAACUGCAGUUAUCUACUUGGUCAUUUCUGUUGACUGUGUAGUCUGAUUUGUAUAUAAGUAAGUAUUUUGUAGGCUUUUUUCUUGUGUUCUUUAUAGUUUGCAACUUUAAGGGUUUAUUUCGUCCAAAGAAGAGAUUCCUUCGACAAUUUGGUGCAUCAAUUUUGCUACCUGUGGCUCUCAGAUUGCUUGAAAUGCUGAAAAUUAUGCUGAGCAGAAUAAGGUUGCCAGCUAUAAUACCAUUUACAUGUACAAAAUGUUAGUGGUAUCCUGCUUAGUUGUGCUUAGCGGGAAAAUGUGCAGCAAUAUUUUCUGCUUAAAGCAGCUGUAUGAAAUUUUGCUAAGGUCACAGGUAUACACAUUUUGAUGCAGGAAAAUGUCAAUGGGGAAACUAGACAUGACAAGAUGAUACCUUAAUGCAGUUGAAUUCGACUUGUGAGCAGUUUGUGCUAAAAAAAAGUAAUGAGUUUAAACAGUUAUUUGUGCUAUGAGCAGUGUUGUCAUGUUCUUUGUAAAUCAUUAUCUUUCUGAAAAAGAACAAAAUAAAGUUUAUAAAUCCCCAGAUCAAAAAAAAAAAUCAUCUCAAAAUAUAUUUCCUAAAUAAAUGAUUUACAGAUCACAAACUGUUAUAUAUUAUUUGCCAAAUGUAUAGGAAUUAAUUAUGCUUUUGGAUUUAGGCUGAGUGUAAUGUAACUUUUUCUGUGCUAUUCUUGAAGAAAUGUUGUGUUUUUGUUUCCCUUUUGCCAAAGCAAAAGUCUUAAAUGGCGACGGAAAACUUAGAAACUGUAUCAAGGGUUGUUGCUAGUAUAGACUCUCCAUUUUACUUGCAUAUUAUAUAUGUCCGUGUAUACAGGGUUUCCCAUUCUUACUGGAACGCUCUUCAAUCACGUAAAGCUCAAUGCGCAGGUUUUUAAACUCGCCAAAAUGACAUCAUUAAUCAACGAUUCCCUUGGUACAUUAUCAAUAAAUAACGCAGAGCUACCAAACUUUCCCACUUCUGCAGAAAGUUCCCUGAAAAAAAUAACAGUCUAGUUUGUCCUUAAUGGAUGUAGGAAACUCUGCACUUGCGCAUGUUUUUACAGGUUAGGGUGGAUUUUUUUGCUGAUGCGCGUGUGUACUCCACAUUACUCAAUAUUCUUCGCUUACACGGCUAGUGAAGAACAGUGAUUGCAAGCUUAGUUUUCGGCAGUAAGCACAGCCAUGAAAUUAGGCCCUUGUGCUAAAGGUAACACUUUUCUUCUCGCAUUUUCCCAUCGCCAAGUUAAAUUCAGGAUACAUCAUACAGCCUUUUUGUACAUGCAUUUUCAUUCCAUACUCUUUAUUUUGUUGGACACAUUUUUGUUUGACAUACAUUUCAAGAAUAAUAAAAAAACAGUUAAGUUUAAUAUUAAAGCUA